GUGCCCAUCUGUGGAAACGGGCCGCUGGUCGACAAGGUCAAUGUGGGACGGAUCUCGAGGUCCGGUAAAUGGACCCAGACGGAUCAUGAGCGCCUUGACCGUCUACUCGGCACCGAAAUCGGUCGGUUCUGUGGUUGUAGCGGGACUAUUCCGGCCCUAUUUUCCGAGUCCCUGACGACCCUACCGGUCUGAGGCUCUCUCUUCUAUCUCUCUCUUUAUCUCCUGGACCACACUGGCAAGCGUUGGCAGAAUGGACUUUGAUCAUUAUGAACGCUGCGACAGAAGACAAGAUGGUCCCGGCAUAGAAGAAGUUAGUGAAAUAGAUCCGCUCAUUCCGCUGGACCUGGACUCGGAAGCUCAAGAGAGAAGGCUCUUGAGGAAAUUAGAUAAGAGGAUCCUGCCAAUACUAUGCCUGCUUUACCUAUUUGCUUACCUUGAUCGGUCAAACCUCGGCAAUGCUCGAUUACAGGGGUUGCCCGAAGAUGUUCUUGGUGGAGAUCCAACUGGGGUACUAUUUGACUGGGUCAAUUCUGCCUUCUUUUUCACCUAUAUACUCCUGCAAAUUCCGUUCACGGUCCUCUCGAAGUAUUACAAUCCACGCAUAUGGAUUGGCUGCUCUGCUAUCUUGUGGGGGAUAUGUUCCACAUCAAUGGCAACCGCGCAUACUUUCACUGGCCUGGUGAUUGCUCGGCUUGGGCUAGGAACUUUCGAAGCAGCCUUUGGAGGUGCUGUCGUAUUAUACUUCUCUUUCUACUAUACCAAGGCCGAGUGUGGUACUCGCAUCGCAUACUGGUUCGGGUUUGCAGCUGUCGCAGGGGCAUUUGGGGGGCUCAUCGCUUACGGGAUCCAACAUGUCAAGGCAUCGGUUGCGAACUGGAGGUUGCUUUUCCUGUUAGAGGGCACACCAACGAUGCUCCUAGGUUUACUCUGUCUAUUCAUACUUCCGGACCGUCCGGAGUCCACGCAGUUCCUUACCGCAGCGGAACGUAAAAUUGCGAUCAGCCGCAUGAACAGAGGGACAAGUGGUGACUUUGGUGCAGUUGUCCGUCGAAGUCACGUUAUUGCGGCUUUCCAGGACUGGAGGAUCUACGUAGGUGGGGUAAUUUACUUUGGCCUCAACUGUGCUUUGGCAUCGUUGUCGGCCUUCUUACCGACUAUUAUUGGUACCAUGGGGCAUGAAAAUGCGAUGGCUCAACUGAUGACAGUGCCGCCAUACGCUGUAGCUGGUUUCGUGCUCAUGAUUACGUCUUAUUCAUCCGACAGGCUACAGAUUAGGGGACCCUUACUUGUCUGUACCAGCGCAAUUGGUGGUCUGGGUUAUAUGAUACUGCUCGGCGCUACUCAUCAGCAAGACGUGCGCUAUGGCGCAACAUUUCUUAUUACUAGCGGAACCUAUUCUAGCAUCGGCUUGAUGAACGCUUGGUUUAGCCAUAAUCUCGGCUCUGAAACAAAGAGAGCCGCUGGGAUUCCCCUCUACGGUGCUAUUGGGCAAAUCGGAGGCAUCUUGGGAUCCCAUGUCUACCCCUUGACAGAAGGUCCUGCUUACACGAAUGGAUUCACUGUUUCUGCGUCCCUGCUCUUUUUGGCGGCACUAUGCGCACUCUUGUUGAGCGUUUCCUUCCGUUUGGACAAUAUGCAGCGAGAUCAGCAGUAUGGGAAGCCAGAUCCAGACGGUAUGGUAGAUACGUCAGAGCUCGCAGACAAAGCUCCUGGAUUCCGAUACGUUCCGUAGCAGAUAAGUAAUCGUUGCUUCUCAUCCGAUUCAUUACGGCACUUGUAAAGAUUAAUGUGCGUAAUCGAUGAAAUACACAUGUAUUAUUGUUUCUUCAUGCUUCUUCAAGUCCUCACAGUAUUUGAUAUCACUUUCCCUUCUUCACUACUAG
This is a messenger RNA of Suillus subaureus, 1883 nucleotides long. Its product is annotated as major facilitator superfamily domain-containing protein. Gene Ontology annotation, biological process: transmembrane transport. The transcript has 15 exons. The record is from RefSeq and is a predicted model, not a curated record. Gene Ontology annotation, molecular function: transmembrane transporter activity. The coding region runs from base 251 to 1732 and encodes 493 amino acids. Gene Ontology annotation, cellular component: membrane. NCBI's taxonomy places the organism in Eukaryota, Fungi, Basidiomycota, Agaricomycetes, Boletales, Suillaceae.